AGAAGUGAGGAGACUGCAUGAGAAGGAAGGAUGUGACAUCACCAUGCUGUGUGUGUGUAAGACCAUUAGAGCUGCCAACACCCUUGGUGUGUGUGAGAGAAACACGGAGACAGCAAAGUAACUAUCAGUAAAAAUGCAGCGGAUUAUUUGGCUUUUCUUCUGCUGCAGGCUCAGAAUUGCAACAGGCUGCAUUCUGCAAGAUACAAACAGUAUUGAAGUCACUAAAUAUGUUGGUGAAUCUGUUCUCCUGCCGUGCUCCUGUGCUGAUCUCCAGCAUAAACCUUACGAGUUAAGAUGGAUGAAAAACACAGACGAAGAGAUUUAUCCCACCAAAUCUCACCUCCUGGACAGGCUUCACAUGUUUAAUCAGGAUUCUCCAGGAAAUCUCUCCCUGCUCAUAUCAAACCUGACUAAAGAGGAUGAGGGAAACUACAGCUGUGAGGGCCGGACCUCCAGCUACAGAGACAUCACACUUAGAGUUGAAGGAUGCUCUCUAAUGGAAAAGACACAAACUGAGGUUGUGAAAAACUCAGGAGACUCUGUCCUGCUGCCCUGCUCCUGUUCUCCUCUGCAUGUCAAACCUGAGAGUGUGAUAUGGAAUGUCAUCAGACGGAGAGGGUCUCAUUAUGUCUCAUCCAUUAUAGUAUCCAGCACAAGUGGCCCCUAUAGAGGCAGAGUUCAGAUGUUUAACCAUCUUUCACCAGGAAAUGCUUCUCUGCUCAUAUCAGACCUGACGGUGGAGGACCAGGGAUUAUAUUGGUGCGAUCUCAACAAAGAGGUCCGGACAAUUAACCUCAUAAUUAAAGCAAGCGUGUUGCCAUCUAAAGCACCACCUAAAACACACACACCGGUAACUAAAGAAAAAGACCUAGUGGAGAACGGAGGAACUGCAACAUCUCCGUACAUCUUCAUCCUGGUUGCUGUGCUGCUGUUGCCACUGCUGCUGGGAGGAGUCAUAUUCCUGUACAUGACACACAAAGGCCAAAAAGGUGAACGUACACAAUCAGGACGAAUGCAGGAGCGAAAUAAUGAUGAUUCCUCAUCAACGUAUGCAGCUCUUCAGCAUCGCUACAAUGCAGAGCAAAUGUACUCAACCAUUGGACAGAACGCUGGGGUCCAGAAUGAUGAUUCCUCAUCAACGUAUGCAGCUCUUCAGCAUCACUACAAUGCAGAGCAAAUGUACUCAACCAUUGGACAGAACGCUGGGGUCCAGGCCAUUACUGGAGAUGAUGAAAAUCAGAGUUCAGAUUGAAGUUCCUGCAUGAGACUCUACAGGGCGCCAUCUCAACUCCCCUUCAGCAGUAGGCCUAUGGUGCUUGUAAGAAUAAGCCUAAAGUUACAUGUAACCCUGCAACAGGUUAACUUGUUUUUGUGCAAAGCUUGUGUUUGUUUCAGUUCUGUUUUAUUAUUCUCUCAUGUUGUAACUCUGUAGCCAAAAACAGAGUCAAUGAUGUGUAGAAAUUGUGACAAUCUCAAGUUUUAUGGUGGAAAUAGAAAAUGUGUUAUAUUGCAUGACGCAGUUUAACGCAGGAUGUGGAGGCAUGGUGUUAUGUUUGAUUUUUAUCAUUUGCAGAACCUGUCCCAUGCUCAAAAACAAGAACAUAUUGAGACUUGUUGUAUUGCUGCUGUUAGUCUACUUGUUAAAUUAAAGGACAACUAAAAAAAUAAACAAAUGACUGUUUAUGCAGUACAGAAUUGCUUCAUGUGAAGUAUCCUUAGAAUGAAAUGGAGAUAUGUUUAUAAAAGUAAUACGUAGAAUCAAACUAGACAUUUUUUUCAGAUAAUCUGUUUCAAUCAAAUGUAAUGAUUGCUACCAUGUGAAGAAUAUUGGUGCAAUAUAUUAUUGUCUCUUUGUCUCAGCUGUGUGUGGCUACACUCUGCUGGAACAGCU
Molecule: messenger RNA, 1891 nt
Organism: Alosa sapidissima (American shad)
Lineage: Eukaryota; Metazoa; Chordata; Actinopteri; Clupeiformes; Clupeidae
Exons: 9
Coding region: 134-1252 (372 amino acids)
Biological process (GO): cell surface receptor signaling pathway; cellular response to lipopolysaccharide; immune response
Cellular component (GO): external side of plasma membrane
Source: RefSeq, a predicted model, not a curated record